This is a messenger RNA of Durusdinium trenchii, 1491 nucleotides long. Lineage: Eukaryota; Dinophyceae; Suessiales; Symbiodiniaceae. The record is from the annotation of a GenBank genome assembly.
AUGAUGUGGCUCGCCGGCUUUGAGGGACGUUUGUUUCUACUGUAUAUAACGGGUUCUUCUCUUCGGCGCCGAAGAAUGGGAUUGCUGGAAGUUCUCACGGGGAUGGCCGCUGUGUCAGCUGUAGCCUUUGACAGUUGGGACGGCUUCAAUGGUGUCGCCCGGGUCACCAAUGCUGCGCACGAGGUCCUGUUCCAGAAGCAGUAUGGCUUCUUGAACAUCCCUUACAAAGACCCCAUGCCGGCUGAUGCCAUUUUCCCGGUGGCCUCCAACACGAAGCUCUACGUGGCCGUGGCUUUGUAUCAACUGCAGGAGGCCGGAAAAGUGGAUCUCAAUGCCUCCAUCGCCGACUAUUUGAACGCCAGAGACUUUGAGAGCUUCGGGAUGAAGGGAACAAGCAAGUAUUGUCCCAAAGCUCCAGGAUCUUCAAAGUGUCAGGUGGUACGCUUUGUGGACCUGCUUGCGAUGUCCUCGGGUAUCCCCAACGCUCCCUUCCGCGACUAUUUCCUGCCCUAUGCGGGCUCCAUCGGUCUGACGGUGAAGCUCUUUAUCAACCAAGACUUGCUCUUUGUUCCGGGCACGGAGUACUAUUACAGCAAUAGUGCCUUCGUUCUCGCAGGGUAUUUCGUGGAGAGGCUCUCUGGAAAGUCGCUCAGGGAGUAUUUGCAGAAGCACAUCAUCAGUGUGGUGGGGCAGAGCUCGACGGAGUACGACCCCUAUGACUACCAACUGAGCAUGGCAGGAGAUCGCAGGAAGAGGGUCUAUGAAUACUACCAAUACCGCGACCCCAAGACCCAUGAAAUCUAUGCCACCGGUGAAUGUCGUGAUGAGUUCGAUCUUGGCACAGGGAAUGGUUGCGGUGGCGUGCUUUCGACAGCGGCGGAUGAGCAGCUCUUCUACUACACGCUGUUCAACUUCUCCAAAGAUGCCAUGGGGAAACCCCUGCUGCAAGAUCCACGCUCCUUGAUCGAUCUCGUGCGUCCGCGCAUGCCCAGCAACCCGGAGCAGAAGGGCGGCUUCUGGUAUGCCCAAGGCGUGGCAUCCCUUUGCAAGUCAACCAACAUUGACCGCCACGGCUGUGAUGUCAUUCCGGACAUCAUCGGCUAUGAAGGCGGGUUGAUGUGCGUUUUUACGGCCAACCUCUUGGACCUGCGCGAGCAUCCGGCCGUGAUGACCAGUGUCUACAGUAGCACGGUGGUGUUUGAUGUGAAGGAGGCCCGAGUGAAGAAGAUGCAAGACAGCAAGACAGGCGACUUCCUGAAAGCGACUGAAAGGUGGCCCAGGCAGAUGGAAGUGACAAGGAUGGCCUGGAAACUGCAUGACCAGGUCCUGAACAAGAGCAAGGAACGGAAGGGGAAGGUCAGAGGCAUUAUCAUCCCUUAGUUCUGAUCUACCGUAAAAGCAAAGUCAGUAUUUCAAUUUUUGUCAAUAUACAUUGGCCAUUGGCCUCAGCUUUGGGUUUGGGGGCCUCGAGAGAAGGGACUUGAAUGCGAC